This is a messenger RNA of Anguilla rostrata (American eel), 4838 nucleotides long. RefSeq names its product cadherin related family member 2 (gene cdhr2). Gene Ontology annotation, molecular function: calcium ion binding; cadherin binding. NCBI's taxonomy places the organism in Eukaryota, Metazoa, Chordata, Actinopteri, Anguilliformes, Anguillidae. The record is from RefSeq and is a predicted model, not a curated record. The transcript has 31 exons. Gene Ontology annotation, cellular component: adherens junction; plasma membrane; catenin complex. Gene Ontology annotation, biological process: calcium-dependent cell-cell adhesion; adherens junction organization; cell-cell junction assembly. Bases 98 to 3991 code for a protein of 1297 amino acids.
GUUUGCAUCCCUAACUCUCCAGUUACUUAACAAAGCUAUCCUGAGCUAAGAGCAACACCCGUCCUUCCUUCUUGAAGUUUUGACUGGAGCAGUGAAGAUGUUGUUGGUUCGGCUGCUAAUUUUGGCACCAAUGCUUGCAGGAUAUGUUCAAGGCUUUCCAGAAAUAAAUACGAUAGAAGCAAGAGUGCUGGAAGACGUUCCCCCAGGUGAUUUUGCUUUCCAAGUUGAAGCUACUGAUACGAACGGAGCGCCAUUAACCUACAAAUUUAUAACAACGGGGGAGUUUGGAGAAGGUGCAUCCUACUUCAAAAUAGAUGCAAAUACAGGACGAGUUACUGUCCUUCGUGAGUUGGACAGAGAAACUAAACCAGUGAUUAGAGUUCAAGUCGAAGUUUCCAGUGGCGAAAUUGAUCGAGCAGUCAUUCCUGUAAUUGUGGAGGAUGCCAAUGACAACUGGCCUGUUUUCCAAAAUGGGCCCUUUAAUGAAGAAGUCCCAGAAAACACAGCAGUAGACACAGUUUUAUUCCGAGCAAUUGCCACCGACGCUGACUUCAACACAGCGGCAGCUGUGACGUACUCUAUUUCAAAAGCUAUACCAGAGGAGGGCCUGUCACUUUUUUCAAUCUUUCCAUCGACCGGUGAAGUCAGGCUCAUGGGAAAACUGGACUUCAGCAAAAGCAGUUUCUACCAGUUGGAGAUCAAUGCCACUGAUGGCGGGGGUCCCUUUGAAGGGCAGACAGUUUUUCGGUGGACCACUACGGGAGCUUUCAUCAAGGUCAAGGACGUUCCCGACCUUGAUCCCCAGUUCUUACGGCUUCCCUAUUCCGCCAUUGUGAACGAACAUGCUAUCAUAGGUCGCUCUGUGUUUCAAGUGCAAGCUUUCGAUCCAGACACGGAAGUUAGAGACAUUAUCCUCUACAGUAUUUCAAAUUCUACUGCACCAGAGUUGUUCAGCAUCGACCAAAGCAGCGGAAUUAUAUCAGUCAGAAGCGUACUUGACCGUGAAAGUUUGUUGGAUAUUGAUGCUACGGUCAUACUGCAGGUUGUGGCCAGAGAGAGCAACCUAAAUGUUAACGGGAUUCAGGCCAGCAGCUCGGCCGAAGUGGAAAUCAGGAUUUUGGACAUCAAUGACAACAAACCCCUGUUCUAUGCGUGCAAUGCCGACCCAUGUGACUUCACCACAGUGGCACACAGCUUCAGUGGCAACGUUGAUGAGGAGUCCUCUAGGGGCGUGACCGUUGCGGGGCUGAACAUGGGUGUUAAGGACUUGGAUGAGGGUGCGAAUGCCGUGUUCACUCUUCACCUCGAGGGGCCGGACAAAGAUGCGUUUUCGGUCACGCUCCUCCCACUAACCGGAUUUGUGCAGAUUAGCAUCGAGAGGCCUCGAGACGUUGACUAUGAGAAGAAAAAGAUCAUGACCGUGCAGGUGGUUGCCACGGAUGCCUCCAUACCCGAAGACUGCUGUUCCACAGCAACGGUCACCAUCCAGAUCAACGACAUUAACGACAACACCCCAGCUUUCAAGAAUGAGAGCUACAGGCUGGAGGUCAAAGAGCACAGUGCUGUGGGCACUGUCAUAGCCACCAUUACGGCUACAGAUCCAGACACUGAGGACGAGGGAAAGCUCAUCUACUCGCUGGCUUCGGGAAGCAUACUGCAGUACUUUACCGUUGACCCGAAGAACGGCUCCGUCAUGGUGAACAGCGAGAAUAUAGACCGGGAAAUCCGGAGCUCUUACACAGCCACCCUGCAAGCCUCUGACACUGCCGGCAGAAUGGGAUUCACCACCCUGGAGAUCACCAUACUGGACAUCAAUGACCACGCCCCCGUAAUAAUGCGGGACAAGUACGAGGAAUUUAUAAAGGAGGGACCCGGAAAAAAGCUGGAGAUUCAGAUUCAGGCCCGUGAUGAUGAUGAAGAAGGCACCAACAACAGUAGGAUCUGUUAUGAAAUCAUGCCCAGUGAAUUCAGCCCGAACUUCACCAUCGAUAAGAACACGGGCAAACUGGAGAACAUCGGACCGCUGGACAGGGAGGCUAUCGACCCCUCGGCUAACGGCGUCAUCGAGCUAAAUGUGACGGUGUAUGACAUGGGCGUGCCCAGCCUGUCAUCACAGGUCACAGUCCUGAUCAAUGUAGAGGACAUCAACGAUAACACACCUCAAUUCAGACAGAAAAAUUACCUAUUCUACGUCAAGGAAAGCAUCAAAGGUGCUUUUGUGGGCUCCGUGUCAGCCUACGAUGCCGAUCAGGCGGUCUUCAACAACCGCAUCUCCUUCGACAUCACCAGCGGCGGCUUGGCCAGCUUCACCAUCGUGUCCCUGGAGGAAGGGGAUGGGAAAGGAUACAUGGGGAACAUAUCCGUGGACCAGGACAUCGCGCUGGACUACGAGCAGCGGAAAGAGCCCUACGUCUUCAAGGUGGAGGCCAGAGACGAGGGCCGCAACAAGGACGAGGCUUGGGUGGAGGUGCGCGUCCUGGACGUGAACGACGAGCGGCCCAUCUUUCCGUCCGGUCAGUCCGUGCGGGUGAACGAGAACACCAACGAGACCGUGGUGGGCACCAUCGUAGGGAAAGACCUGGACGGCAACCACAGCCUGACGUACGAGCUCCUCUCCGCCGAGUGCCGCUGCGAAGGCGUCAUGGGGCCGUGCCCGGAGGACUGGUUCAAACUGCUCCCCACGGGCGAGGUGACCGUUAACCCAGAGUUUGCCGUCGACUAUGAGAAGUGCGACCAGGUCAUCUUGGACGCCCAAGUGGUGGACAUCUUUACGGAGAAAGGGCCGAACAACAGCCUUGCAGGUCAGCUGCAAAUUGACAUUGUGGACAUGAAUGACAAUGUGCCGCAGUUCAUCAUCUCUGAGGCUCUCUUUAUUGUUGUCAAUGAAAAAACAGAGAAAGGGACCUCAGUUGCGGUUGUCACUGCAACCGAUCUGGAUUCUGGCAAAAACAAGGAGAUAACUUUCAGCGUGCUGACCACAGAGUUUAUCAGCUCAGAUAACGAGAUCUCAAAAGAAUCCCUCUUCUAUGUUGACACGGUUGCAGAACAAGAUGCUUACGUUGGAACAAUCAAGACUAUCGGAAGUCUAGCCAGUGACAGGAAAGGGAAAUAUUUGGUCACAGUUGAAGCGGCAAACAUAGCAGUGGAACCGCAGCUCAAAAACUCCACUCAGCUUGAGAUUUAUACCAUUGACAGCAGUUUCCGUGUUGAACUUUACUUUGAGUCUUCUGUGGAUCAAAUCAAUGACAACAUCAAUGAAAUCAGAAGGACUCUGUCAUCUGCGACCAAGGCCACAGUGCAUAUUUUGAGGACGGCGGCAGUGAGCUCUGCACAAAGAGCCACAGCACUCACACUUUUGGAAGCUUACUUUGUCUACCUCAACGGUACUGCGAUCCAGUCGGAGACUGUUGAGAAGGUGCUACAGGAAGACCUGUACCACGCAAAUAUACUCAAAGACUUUGGACUCACAGGCAUUGUGUCAGGAGCGACAGACCCGGGGGUCGUUGACCCUGUGCGCUUCAUCCUGCUGGGCUUGGUAGGGGGUCUUCUGAUUGUUCUGGUUGUCAUGAUAACAUCCCUUGUCUGCACCCAGAGGAACUACAAGAGGAAACUGAAGGCAUCCAAGGCCCUGAACACAGCGUCGAUGGUGGCAGAAGAAAACCAGAAACCCAGCGCCAUCGUCCCUGGCACCAACGUAAUGAAGGCUAACCCUGUGCUGCAUUUGAACAUUGACACAUCGACAGACCUUGGCUUUGAUGAGGAAGACUCCAGCACAGACAGAGCGAGCGUGAACUCCUUGGAUUACAACAUUGAUAUGAACAUGACUGAGAAGGACACAAUGCCCAUGAUACCGAUAGAGGAGGAGAACGAGGAGAUGGAGGAGCACGUUGAACCACUGGACGCUGCUCUGGCUGCACGUGGGAACAAGAAGCAUGCUCCAGCGGCUCCCCACGGCUUCACAAACCCCACCCUUGACACCACUGACCUAUAACCUCUGCCUGGGGGUCAAGGGUCAUACCUUUUCGGUCUCCCACCACAUGACACCAAUACAGUGAUGUGUACCUUGCCAAUGGACUGCCCGUAAAGCAAACAUCAAUUUGCCAGUAAUCUGAAGCAAUCCAAGUUUUGAAAAUUUGUAAUUGUAUUCGUGUAUUUAUGAAGGCCAUACAUUCCCCAAAACCAGGGACAAACUGGCUAUUAUGUGAAUUAUGUUUUAUUUUUUGAACGAAUGCAAAUAUAUUUGCUCCAUAUUUAAAUCCUCGUAUGUAGAGUGCUUUACCAAAUGAUAUAAAAAUGUAUUUUUUUAUUUGUAAAAAAAACGGUUCUUUAGUGCUGGAACCAAGCACCUUUUUUUCCUCUCACACUUCCCUCACAGAAGAAAGGACAAAUUACCAUUAGUGGGUUGCAGAUUUUUUUUUAACGGGCAACCUGCUGGGUGAAGAGGCUGGUUUGGCCAGCGGAAGGGUGGCGGUUAAUGGCGGCGCUCCUCUGUCCGAUACCCCCGGUUACGGAGAGCAAAAUGUCAGCUAUUCUGACCCAGAAUAAUGGCGGCGAAGAGAACAGGAGAAGAAAAAAUAGAAAAGCCCCCCCGAAGCCGAAGAUUUGUCUGUGAAUUAAGGGUAGAUGAUUCACCGGUACAAAAGAUUCACCUUUUGCCCGAGCUCUGCCGUACAGUGCCCGACGGCACACUGCUGCAGUCUGACUGCAACCUUCUCAGUUAAUUCUCUCUCUCCGAUUUCAGUUCUGUAAUCAUGCAGCCUGUGUACAACACCUGUCAUAAAGGCAUCAGAUUGCAUUUGUCUUACGUUGCUUGGCAAAUAAAUUAUAAGAAUAUGUAA